Molecule: messenger RNA, 2538 nt
Organism: Striga hermonthica
Lineage: Eukaryota; Viridiplantae; Streptophyta; Magnoliopsida; Lamiales; Orobanchaceae
Source: the annotation of a GenBank genome assembly
AUGGCGCCCAAACCUUCAUCAAAAUCGAAUCAUUCUACGCCGUCAAGACGACCCAACACAGCCCACCACCAAUCCAGGACUCCUCAGUCAAAGCACCGGCUUCAGUUCAACAGCUUGCCGUCCGAGCACCCAGUUGAAGUCGUCGGCAGAAUCCGUGAUCACCCCAACAAGCCCAGUGCAAACCCCACCUCGGCCCUGCAAAUCAACGGCGAUGGAAAAUCGGUGAGAGUGCAAACAGAGAUCGGGUACAGAGAUUUCAGUCUGGACGGGGUCUCGUAUUCGGAAGAGAACGAUCUCGAGGGUUUUUAUCACAAGUUUGUGGAGUCGAGGGUUCAUGGUGUCAAGCUGGGGCAGAAAUGUACGGUCAUGAUGUAUGGGCCGACGGGCUCGGGCAAGAGCCACACCAUGUUUGGGUGUUUUAAGCAGCCCGGGAUAGUGUACAACUCCCUCAAGGGCAUUUUGGGUGAAGAGGAAAAUGGACAGAAGUUGACAUUUGUUCAGGUCACUGUUUUAGAAAUUUAUAAUGAGGACAUUUAUGAUCUUCUGUCAGCAGGCAACGGAUUCAGUCUUGGGUGGUCGAAAAACAGUUAUGCUUCUAAGGUGAAAUUGGAAGUGAUGGGAAAGAAAGCAAAAAACGCGACAUUCAUUUCGGGUAACGAGGCUGGAAAAAUAUUGAAAGAAAUUCAAAAGGUUGAGAAGAGAAGGAUUGUCAAAAGCACGCUGUGCAAUGAGAGGAGCUCUCGAAGCCAUUGCGUGAUAAUUGUCGAUGUUCCAACCACGGGAGGGCGGCUAAUGCUUGUGGACAUGGCAGGUUCAGAAAAUAUAGAACAGGCCGGACAAAUUGGACCGGAAGCAAAAAUGCAGACAGCUAAGAUCAACCAGGGCAAUAUAGCGCUAAAGAGAGUUGUUGAGUCAAUCGCAAAUGGCGACUCACAUGUCCCAUUUAGAGAUAGCAAGUUAACUAUGCUUCUUCAGGAUUCCUUUGAGGACGUUAAGUCCAAAAUCUUGAUGAUACUAUGCACGAGUCCCGACCCAAAGGAACUACACAAAACCAUUGCUACCUUAGAAUACGGCGCAAAGGCCAAGUGCAUAGUCCGAGGUCCUCAUACGCCUGUUAAGGACAGAGCAGCCGAAGAUUCUUCAUCUGCUGUGUCAAGAAUAGCGGUCCUUGACCAGUUCAUCUGCAAGCUACAGGCUGAAAAUAAAAUAAAGGAAAAAGAGAAGAAUGAGGUACAGAAAGAUCUGAAACGCAAAGAGGAGGAAAUUUCUCAGCUGAGAGCUAAACUUGUCUCGGGGGUGGGCCAAGUAAGUGAGGAAGAGAUCAACUUGAAAGUCCAUGAGCAGACCCGACUGCUGAAAAAUGAACUGGAGAGGAAAAUAACUGAGUGCCAGAAUAUGGCCAAUGAGGUUCUUGAGAUGGAGAGGAGAAAGAUGGAGGAGAAAAUGUCCCAACAGCAGAGGGAGGUCGAAUUUCUAAGGCAGCGUUUGGAGGAUAUCGAGAAAGAGGUCCUUCGCCAAUCGUCAGUAGAAAUUGACAGCGGGAAUUUCAUGAAAAGGCUGCUGGAAGGCUGUAAUGAGGACUCGGAUAUGGUGAAGUCGAUGGACCUUUCCAAAUCCAUCGACAUGGAGAAUCCUACUAACACUGUUGUUUUUGGAUGCAUUAACAGCAUUAACGAAGGAAUGCAUGGUUUCUUGCCCAACAAGGCAUGCCUGACAACUGUGUACGAGGAGGACGAGUAUGAAAAUGAGAAUGACGAUGAGGUGCGGAAAGAAGUUAUCGAGGAGAAAAGAAUGGUAGUCACACCAGAAGCUUCAUUUUCGAACGACGAGCUCGAAAAUUCUGACGAUGCAACCCGUUCCCGUCAACUAAGGAUUCAGAAUAUUUUUACUCUCUGUGGGAAUUAUAGAGAUAUCUCUCAGCAAAAUAGUUGCACUAGUAACGUUGAUGAUUGUGCUCCGAGAGUAAUACUUGAUGAGAUCUCUUGGCUUCAGACAAGCAAACCGAAAACUGUUUCUGUGUUGGAAAAACUUGAGGUGACAGAUCAGAAUAGAGAAGAUCUUGUGAUGGAUCGGAAGGAGGAAGAUAGAAAUCCUGUGGAUGAUGAUGAUGAUGGUGUUGACGUUUAUGUGAAAUGGGAGGUACCUAAGGAGAAUCCAGGAAAGCAAAUCACGACUCUGAAGGUUUCAAAGAAUUCUAGUCUUACUGAUUUGAGAAAGUUGAUUGAGAUUCAUCUCAGUGGGGAAGCUUUCUCUUUUCUUGUUGGGGACCCAUCUGAUUCACCCGUGCCUAAGGAAAAAGAAGGCACUAUACAAACAAGCCAGCUCCCAGGUUGUAACAAGCAAUUACGUGGCGGUUAUCUAGCUAGUUUACGUCCUGUCAAGUCGAGCCAGUGGCGGCCUACUAACCGCCAUCCGUUUAGUUCUCUUGAAAACAAGUUGGUGCCUACAACAACUCCAAAAUCACAAGACACAAAGAAAAUUAAUGAUGGCUCCUCAAUUGAUAUGCUAUCUACAACUUUUAUCACCGUCCAACAAUAG